GCACGACGUCAACGCCUCAAUGCCCGAAGCGAAGCGUGGCGAUGGACCAAAAUCCCACGGUCUCGCGCGCGACAAAGUCGAGAUCUGGAGAGAAAACAUCAAGGACCUGCGCAACACGCCCGUUUUCCUGAUUGAAAAAUGGCCCUGCAUGUACUGCCACCACGAGAUUGAAAUCGGCGGCCUAAAAGACUGCGCGUGGUUCCGCUGCCAGCAGGAGGCGUGUGUGGGGCGCGGAAAACUCCAAGUGACGUGUUUCUGGGACGUCAAGGGCGAGCGCGAGUGGGUUGAUUAGGUGGGAUUGUGUCGGUGUGUGUGUGUGAAUGUCUCUCUUUUUUUUUCUGAUGGUUCCGUCUCGUCGAGUAGGUGGUGAUGGUGGUGGUGGUGCGGAUACUGUACAAGUAUUCGGCUUGUACUGGGAUUGGGAUGCAGCAAUCUGUCUCUUCACGAGUAACAGGAAAGAAAUAGUGAUAUCUUGAUUAACGCACCUUUGGAUAGGUUGGUCCGGGUCCCGCGUACCGUGGUUAUUGACGGUGAGUCAAGCACUUAAUCACUGUAGAUAGAAAGGCACUUGCUGAUUACCAUUUAUUU
This is a messenger RNA of Exserohilum turcica Et28A, 588 nucleotides long. RefSeq lists its product as uncharacterized. The coding region runs from base 20 to 292 and encodes 90 amino acids. The transcript is spliced from 2 exons. NCBI's taxonomy places the organism in Eukaryota, Fungi, Ascomycota, Dothideomycetes, Pleosporales, Pleosporaceae. The record is from RefSeq and is a predicted model, not a curated record.